Molecule: messenger RNA, 645 nt
Organism: Aspergillus brunneoviolaceus CBS 621.78
Lineage: Eukaryota; Fungi; Ascomycota; Eurotiomycetes; Eurotiales; Aspergillaceae
Product: P-loop containing nucleoside triphosphate hydrolase protein
Exons: 2
Coding region: 1-645 (214 amino acids)
Molecular function (GO): ATP hydrolysis activity; ATP binding
Source: RefSeq, a predicted model, not a curated record
AUGGAUGUGGAAGGCCCGGAUGAGAACGUCGGUGAUGGAGAGGGUAAGUGGCGGUAUAUCCUUUGCCCUCCUCGGUUUCUAGGCUACUCGACACCGCAAAAGAUUUGGGGCCAAUUCGAAGCCAGCUCCGUCGAGAGAGUAAGGCCGGUAAAACCCGAUACUGCAUUCGAUCUAGAUCUGCAGCUGGACAGAAGAUACAAAUCCACGAUCAAAGCACUCGUGGAGAAACACAGCACGGCAAAGGAUUCGAAGGCCGGCGACAAGGACAUGGAUGUGAUUGAAGGGAAGGUUCGUGGUCUCGUUGUUCCCCUUCAUGGCCCGCCGGGGGUGGGAAAGACGUUAGCGGCAGAGACGAUUGCCGAGGCAACUGGAAGGCUUCUGCUUGUCGUCAGCGUGGUCGAGAUUGGUCUCAAUACCUCCAAGGCAGAGAACAACCUUGAACGCAUGUUUAACCUUGCCGGAGCUUGGGAGGCCAUCCUCCUCGUGGACGAGGCAGACGUUUCCCUCGAGUCUCAGGGAUUCAUGGUCUUGACGACGAAUCGAAUCCCCUCGCUCGAUAGUGCAGUGAAGUCGCGCAUCCACCUCGCUACCCGUUACGAGGACCUCAGCAAAGAACAGAAGGAGAAGACCUUCAUGAGCUUCUAG